AUGGAGUUGAAGUGGACAGACGAAAAACGAAAAGCUCCGUAUGGCGACGAUCUUUGCCGAGCUAUCUUUCCUAUAUAUUAUCUUGGUAAAUUGUGUGGUUUAGUGCCAGUAAGAUUUUACGUACACGCUUCUGAAGGAUGUCAGGCUCGUUUAAAUAUCGUAGACCUUGUGUACAGUUUGUGUGUGCUGAUAUUACUUCUCGGCUCCGAAAUUUGGGGCUUGUGGCGAGAUCUGAAAGAUGGCUGGGAGCAUAGUACCAGACUGAAAUCUCGAACAGCGGUAAUCGCGACGUGUAGCGACGUGCUUGGGGUAAUGGGCUUAACGGUUGUUUGUAUUGUUGGCUCUCCUUUCCGAUGGAAAUACCUGCAACUAGUCAUGAACAAAUUAAUCGAGGUAGAUGGAAAGAUCGGUGUAACAUCUCCAAAGAGAGCUCGAAGAUUCACGAUUUGUUUAACGAUAUGCAGCCUCACUUAUCUUUGGUUCAACUCGAUUAUAGACUUCUACACAUGGAAUCGUAAAACAGAGAACAAAAUGAUAACUGACAAAGGUCCUAUUAACUAUGCACCUUUGUACUUGAUGUACACUGUAAUCAUUUCCACGGAAAUCCAGUAUACUGUGGCAACGUAUAACGUGGGACGAAGAUUCGUCCGCUUGAACGAUAAUCUGAAAAGUCUGUUAGAUGCAAGUAACAGCAGCAACGAUAAUGCAAUCGGUUAUUUUCGGAAAUUUUCUGAAACAGCAGCUGGAGACAAGAAAAGAUGCAACAUCACAUCGAAAAGGCAACUCGUAUUGGGCAGUUACAGAUUGUCGCGGAAAAUGGAUUGUAAACUUGAAAGCAAAUCCUGCAAUGGUAUAUCUGAUCUCAUAAUGGUUCACUCUUUGCUUUGCGAUGCAGUCUCUCUCAUAAACACUACAUUCGGUGUUGUACUAUUGGCCGUUACUGUAACCUGUCUGUUACAUUUAGUUAUCACGCCGUAUUUCCUAAUCUUACAAGUUACUAAAGCGAGUGAAAAACACGAAUGGAUAUUUCUAUUUGUACAAGCUGGAUGGUGUAUCAUUCACAUAACCAGAAUGCUAAUAAUCGUUCAACCUAGCUAUUCCACAGUGGCGGAGGGGAAAAGAACGGCAACUCUCGUUAGUCAGUUACUUUCCUGCAGUUUUGAUGCAGACACCCGACGAGAAUUGGAAAUAUUUUCGCUUCAAUUGUUGCAUCGACCUCUCGAGUUCUCGGCAUGCGGACUCUUUUCGUUGGACAGAAACUUGAUAACGUCGAUUGCGGGAGCCGUAACAACGAACCUCGUUAUUCUGGUACAAUACUGAGCAAGAGAGGAAGAAAAGUUCAAAGUGACAGAGAGACAAUCGCAUGUUACGAUAAUGACAUUUAAUAUACCAAUUCUCGUGAA
Frieseomelitta varia is the source of this 1403-nucleotide messenger RNA. Its product is annotated as gustatory receptor for sugar taste 43a-like. The record is from RefSeq and is a predicted model, not a curated record. The transcript is spliced from 7 exons. Gene Ontology annotation, biological process: sensory perception of taste. NCBI's taxonomy places the organism in Eukaryota, Metazoa, Arthropoda, Insecta, Hymenoptera, Apidae. Gene Ontology annotation, cellular component: membrane; neuronal cell body; dendrite. Bases 1 to 1320 code for a protein of 439 amino acids.